AUGAGGAAUAAUCGUCGCAGCUAUUCAAGAAGUCCUCUAAGUGCUGGACGUAGGGUAAGGUCACCCAUUUCUGAUCGUGGAAGGAGUUCAUCAAGAAGUCCUUCACUAGAUGGCUCAUCCAAGCGCAUUAGAAGGGGGAGGGGUUUCAGUGAGCGAUACUCUUACGUGCGUAGAUACCGGAGCCGUUCUCCAGAUCGUUCCCCCGUGAGAUCAUAUCGUUAUGGUGGGAGAAGUGAUCGUGACAGAUAUUCAAGCCACAGGAGAUCGCCUAGGCGCUACAGGAGCCCACUAAGGGGAAGAACUCCUCCGAGAUACCGAAGCAGAAGAAGCAGAACCAGGAGCCGUAGUGUGUCAUGGAGCCCAAUCCGCUAUCGCAGCCGCCGUUACAGUCGCAGCCGCUCUCCCAUGGAGGAAUCUAGAUAUCGUCCAUCCCCACGUACCGAGAGGCGGAGAUCACCUUCUCGGAGCAGGACCCCUUCUGAAUCAAGGUCUUCCCGUGAUUCACAAUCUCCUAAGCAGGCAAGCAAAGAGAGGCUAAGGUCAAGGUCAUCUUCUGCAAGUCCCACUGGGAAGACAGGCCUGGUCUCUUAUGGGGAUGGCUCUCCCGAUUCUAGGUAA
Molecule: messenger RNA, 618 nt
Organism: Ilex paraguariensis (yerba mate)
Lineage: Eukaryota; Viridiplantae; Streptophyta; Magnoliopsida; Aquifoliales; Aquifoliaceae
Source: the annotation of a GenBank genome assembly